AUGUCCACUGCUCAAGACUAUGAUGUCGACGAAAGAAUUUCCACAAUUAAAAGUUCUUUAAAACGAAUCCAAAGCUCAUUUCUCGGAGAAAGCUCUUCUUCUUAUAUCCCUGACAUAUCUCAAGCAAAUUCUCAAUACUCAAUCAAAACUCCAGAGCCUAAUGAAAAAUACCCACCUGAAAAUAUUGACAAUACUACUACCACGAAGCCAAACUCAAACUAUCACACGCCUUAUGUUUCAAAUUAUGUCGCAUUUGGUGGAAAUUCUAACUCCCCCCCCUCCGUGAGCGAACAAAACCAUUAGAAAAAUCGCCAUUUUUUGACCAAAAAACCCACCCUCCGUGAGUGAACAAAAAUUUUUUUAAUAGAAAAAAUUUUAAUGGAAAAAAAUUUUGAUAUAUAAGUGAUAAUUAGUAUAAUGAAAUCUAGAGCUAAUUCUGUUUAAUUUUAAACAAAUUGCGUUUUAAAACAUAAAUUUUGCAAAUUAAAUUAAUAUUUGCUUCCCAAUUUUUGCAAAUUAGGAUUUUUUUAAAUUUCGAAAAAAAAAUAUUUUUUAUAAAAAUUUAUAUAUAAAUUUUUUUUAAAAAAAAAAAUUAACCCCCCUCCGUGAGCGAACAAAAUUUUUUUGUUCGCUCACGGAGGGGGGGGGGGGAGUAAAGAAGAAAACAGCUCAUUCAGUGAUACUCAAUCGCCUAAGCGCCAAGACUAUAUUCAAACUAUGGAUCCUACAUCUUCAAGCUGAUACCCAAAAAAACUUUCUAUAGAUGAGGUAGAAAUCGAUAAUUUCCCAGAAUUAAGCAAAGUAGAACAAGAAAUAGCCCACAAGCAAGACCAAAUUGAUGAAUUAUUAGGCUGAAAAUCAGAAAUUAUCAAAAAAAUAGAGAAAUAUGAAGACGAAAUAGCAAAUAAAAAUGAUUUAAUUGCAGAGCUCAAAGGAGAACUAUUUGAAGCAAAUUUACAAGUAAAAACUUUAAAAGCUAAAAAUGAAGCAAUUUUAAGAGAAAUCGAAGAAAGCUCUAUGAGGGACUCUGGGAGACUAGACAAAAGUGAUUUAAAAAAUAGAAUUGCUGAGCUUGAAAAGGCUAGAGUUGAUUAUAUGCAAGAAAAAGAAGAAAUUCAAGAGGAGCUCCAAAGAAAAUCAGCAAAAAUCAACGUACUAGAACAAAAUUACCUAACUGUAAAAAAAGAAAGAAAUUAUUUUGCAGAUAAAAGCAAAGACUUAGAAACUAAAUUAACAGCAAUUUCUAUAGAAAACUCAGAAAUCAAACGAAAAUUAUCACUCCACUCCACAUUAAGUUUAAAAAAAUUAAAAACUAUUGAUAAAAAUAUCCCGAUAAAGAAAGGACUAAAAACUUUGAAAGGAACAGAAAAAUUGUAUUGGCAUAAAGAAUUAGAAGGCACAAAUGAACAUAAAGAAAGGCUUAAUUCUCCGAGAGCUCUGUCAAAACAAAAAAAAUCACCACAAAAAGAAUUAACAGGGACAUUUAUGAGGAAAAUUAUUGGGCAGCUUAUGGUAAUAUUAAAGGUGGAGCAUGCAAAUGAGCUAGUAGAAGCUUGUACAAAUGCGGUAAAAGAUGCAAAAUUGUCACAUGAUGCACAGAAAUUUCACAAAAAAAUAAGCUCGUUGAUUGUUAAAUAUUCGCCUCCAAAUUCUGUUGAGAAACCUAGCCUCAAUAGAGUAUAUAAGUGGAUAAGGAGAUUAAUAGAGGAAUAUUUAUUGAUUAAAAAGCAACAAGAAAAUACUCAAAAGCAUACUCAAAUAAUACAGAUGUUGAUGAAAAUGCUGAAUGUCAAUUUCCCAGAAGAUAUAUUGACUGAAUUAAAAAGAAUUAUGAAUUAUAUCUGACUCGGUAAAUUUUGAUUAUAUAAAAAAUGAUUAAAUCUCUAAAAAAAUAUUUGGCAUUGUAUAUAUUAAUAUGCAUACAUUAAAAUGCCAUGGAGAUCCAACCCACCUUCUUAACUCCUGUAGCCGACAUCCCAAAGGAAGUCGGGACCUGAGGAAGGGAGGCUGGAGUUUGGAAUCUAGUUUUUCUUUGUUUGGUAAAGCGCAAUGUUGGGUGGCGGCCUUAAGCUUUACUCCAAUGCCAAGGUUUUACCUCAGUGCGAGAUGGGCCUGGAAGUUGGAAAGGGUUUAUCAGCAGUGCCAAUGGUGCUAGUCUUGACCGAUUGGGACUAUUCCCCCAGCGUGAAGGAAUUACACCAUAGUCUAUGGAUUUCCAUCUUAGCCGAGAAUCGAUUAGAAAAAUUGACCAUUUUAGAAUUUUUCAAUGGUAAACAACCCUAUUGAUGCACGGUGUGGUGACAAGCUUUCCGACUAUCGGGAGGCAUGGCAGCCAUGUCCCGUAGGGAGCAAGACUUUGAAUGUUGUGCUACGAUUGCCGGCAAAGUAAUGAGUGUAGUGUUAUGGUAGGGAAUAAGGAUCUUCAGAUCUCGACAGGGAGCUUUUCUAUAAUCUAAGUUAAUGUUGAUGUAAUGCACAUAUUAAUAUGCUAAUAGUUUGAUAUUCAAUCAAAAAGAUUUUAA
This is a messenger RNA of Blepharisma stoltei, 2522 nucleotides long. NCBI's taxonomy places the organism in Eukaryota, Ciliophora, Heterotrichea, Heterotrichida, Blepharismidae. The record is from the annotation of a GenBank genome assembly.